UUUCUCUACAUUUCUGAUAAGAAGUGAAAAAGGAAGCGCCCUGAGCCUUUGUUUUACGACACAGACGAUUGGCAGUGGGUAAUAAAAAUGGCAGACCAAGGCAUCCAAAGCAAAGGAAUCAGUAAGUCAGAAGAAACAAAAUCAUCUGCCACAGGAGGUGAAACUGUAGACAAUAUCGAUGUUGUUGUCUCAGCAGAAGGCGGGAGUCUAGAUGCAAAUGAAGAACAUACACUGUCAGUCUCAGCUGGUGAACGAAAAGGCGGAAUCAGUUCGUCAGAAACAAAAACACCUGCCACAGGAGGUGAAACUGUAGACAAUAUUGAUGUCGUUGUCUCAGGAGAGAGCGGGAGUCAAAAUACAAAUGAAGAACAUACAGGCCCAGUGGUUGAGCAAAAAAGCGAAUCAACAGUUUUGGUUGUGCUUGGUGUUGUAGUUUUGGCUGUUGUGGUGUCUAUAAUGGUGGUCAAUUGGGCAAAGCUGAUUUAUAAGAAAUGCUAUUCCGAUAGGAUGGUCUUAUCUGUUUUAAUAAUAUUCAAUAUUAUCGGUGUCAUUUUCGUAGCUAUACUUUUAUAUCUACGAGCAAAACACGGUGGGUUUGGAAAUCGGAGAAAUAGACGAAAACUCACAUUUCUGAAAAUUAAACUGUUUUCAAUGUACAUUUUUGGAAUAUGUUACUUAUUUCAUUGUGGACUAUACCUAUGGAAACAUUUUUCUUUUUUGUCUAUGGACGAGUGUUAUGUUAACAGUGUUCUAGGCAUAUUGUAUAAUUUUAUAACCAUGAUGUACACAUUACUAUUGUUCAUAUAUUUUGCCAAUUUUUACGACAGAGCUGUUGAAAACACAUUUGCCGAAAAUUUUAUGUCCCUAGGAAUUCUCGUAUCCAAUGCAUGUAUUUGGUUAGAUACAAUAUUUUCGGAGUCAAAUUUCUUAUUUAAAUCUGAAGACGAUGACGAUCAUUUACAAAUUCUAAACGUUACUCAACCUACGUUUGAAGCACUUAAGAUUAUCGAGAAAGCAGAUCCGUUUUUAAUUCCCGCUAUGAUAGAAUUUUCAUUAAUGGCAGUUGAUUUGCUAUUUACCAAAAGAAACUCGUCUGUAAAUUAUUUUGAGUCGAGUUACUUAGCAGCAGACGAUUUGUUACGUAAACAAACUCAAAAUACGGCCAAUACUCCUCCAGUUACAGGUUUAAAAUCACAGGAAAGCGACAAUAUUUCUGUUAAGUUACCAUGUAACUACAGCAAAAAACAAAGGUUACUUGAAAAAUGUGAAAACCCCAUGAGAAUCGUCUGUUUGUUCAUCUUUUUUAUUUUUGCAUUUAGUUUGUUCGCAUUUACAUUAACUGUAGUAAUGAUAAACAACAAAUCGGAAGAGUUAUUGGGCCACCCUGAAGAUUUCACUGUUUAUGCUACUAUGCAAUUGAUUAUGAAGAGCACAAUGCUUUUGUUAAUAUCAAUAUGUAUCUUAGUUGAGUGGCCUAGCUUCACUUUUCAUUUAAACGUAUCAGCAUUUGUAUUGGUUUUUACAUGUUUUGGCAAUGUUGUCUACCACGUUAUGUACUGUUUUGCACUAGAUUCUGAAGGUCACAAGAACCAAAGUCAUACCAUACAUGUCUCUUGGGCCGAAAAUAUUAUUAGUAUAGUAUUAGCUGGAUUUCAAACUAUGUUUAUAUUAGGGACCCACUCCCCUAAAAAUUACCAGAACCGCCGCCGUUACUGUAUGAAAUUUUGCAAAACUUUGCACCAACGUUUCGUGUUUUAUUUUUGUUGCUUAUUAGGGGUGCUAAAUCUUGGGUUAUGGAUAAGCGAUAGCAUCGGAGAGGAGAGGCUGCCUGUAUUUAGUAUUGCAAUAUAUAAGGCAUAUGACGCAGAUGUUUGGUCUGUUAUCAACAAAAUAAUUUUACCUCUUACGAUUUUUUUUCGUUUUCAUACUGGCGUCGAUUUUUUAGAAUAUUUUUGGCACCAGAAAAAAUACCGUACUUAGACAGAACAAAAAUACACUUGAUAGUUAAACUAAAAUUAUCAGUGUAGACAACAUACAUUUAACACCCAUUGCAACAACAUAAGGGUCUAGAUCUUGUCAUCUGUUUUAUGUAAGUAAAAAUAAUGAUAUCCCCUCUUUAUACAUGUAUUUAUAAUGCUUGCGCAGUGCUAGAAGAUGCAAAUAUGACAACCACAAAAACCCGUUCUGGUCUACUAUUUUAUUUCUAAAUCAAUAGUUAGUUUUCGAUCCGUUUUUCUGCAGGUCAUCAUAUUCGUAAUAUCUUCAUAAAGGAGUGCUUAGCGAUAUGAUUGGGGUUAUGGUUUGAAUCGUUUGUCUAAUAUUGUAACAAUCUAUACUACUACAUGUAUAUUAAAACAAGUUCCUGUCCUUUAAAAAAGGACUACAAUACGUGGACCCUUUGCAUGUGUUUCCAACGAAAACGUGAAAGCCUUAAGAUUAUCAGAGAUUCCAUGCAACGACUCUAACCCUCUGCUUUUAACCACUAAAUUUGUACGUUGUAUUACGUAUAUAUGUACAUGUAUGUAUAGCCCUGUACUUUUUAUCUCAGAAUUUAAAGGGUUUAUACUUCUUAAAUAAUUAUGAUCUAUCUAUGAAUGAAGUUUGCAUGUAGAGUAUCAGACAUUCGGUGAAUUCUACUAUUUGCGCACACAUUACGAUUCGCACUGCUUUGUUAACUAUGCAGUGACAGCUUUGUGUAAAUUAAAAAUUUCAUAUCUUGAUGUAUUUUUCUUGAGAUUUAUACUUUUAUACAGUGACAUAAUUAUUCAAUCAUACUUAAAUGCUAAAAAAUUUAAUCGGGAAGUUCUCCAGCCUCGCCUACUAUAAAAGUAAAGUUAAGUUACAUGUGUAUUCGGAAAACAAAACAUUGCAAAUUAUGCUAUUUGAUGCAUGUUGUAGUUUCGGCAUAACAUUAACUUAUUUCAUAAUACUGAUAGUUCAUAUCACAUGCCAAUCAUUUAAAAGGAAUACUUUGUUUCUGUACUGUUUACCGACAACUUUACAAUUACAGCGCCUUUGAACUUCAUAUGGCACGGAAUCCCGAUCCCGAUUCAGAUAAACGUGUGUUAGCCUGGUUCCCUGAGCUACCCAUUACGCACAGGAACCAGGCUAGCUGAUGCACAGGCUGAAAUUUCCCCAUAGCAUCCGGUUUAACCUCGCUUAUAUAUUUUCUGCGUGGACCUCAGGGUCCACGCAAUAAUAGACUUUAAUUUUUAGGAUUUAAUACCGAUAAAUCGGAAGAGUACUGUCUUUUGUUUUAUAUAAUUUAAACAUCAUUGGUACUAGAAGAUUACCAAUUUGUUUUUAUUUUUCCUCAAUCAAGCUUCGCUUAUUAAUAAUCAACGAAAAUUCCGGAAAUCAUCUGAAUGUUUUGGAUUUUACAAUCUUGCGCAUGCGCAUUACAUUCACGCUAAAUCACGGGAGGCUCUUUCUUUUAUGUUUCCACAAUAUCACAUUUGCAUGGAUAACCUUAGAAACGAUAAAACAAAUGCGUGUAAAUUUUCAUUGGAAAUUUUUUUCUGUUCAUCAAAGAAAUUACGGGAGUUAACUCUAACACCGUGCAUUAAUUUUACUAUAAAAAUCCCGAGAGAUUUCAAUGUCAACAUGGUGUGUAAAAAACGUUAUUGAAAAAAUGUUCAAUUAUAGAAUUAAUCUUUUCGAAGAAAGGUAUUUACAGUUUCAAAAUGGUUUGUUAUGAACAAUUUGACUGCUAUUUUCAAUGCAACUUUAUUAACUUUCUCUAAAAUCGUUUUGGAGCGAUUCUGCAAUUUUCUGCUACAUUAUGGGUAUAUGGGAGGCAUUUAAACUGUGGUGAAGGUCUUUCCCGAGACAGAUUAUUCCAACUCAGCAGAGUGUAGUGAAAUUAAUUGUAGGUUUAUAGCUUGGUUAUGCAAAUGUCAACACUAAACGGUGUGUCGAUGUAUCUACUUCGUAAAUGUCCGAUAUGCAAUGUCAACCCGUGCACGCACGGGUCAAAGUUUAGUAUAUUAGAAUAAUUGGUGAUUAUGACCACAUGUUCAUUACUUUUAAACACAUGUACGUAGUUUUUUAAGAUUUGUUACAGGGUUAUCAAUAAACAGUACAGAGUUGUUUUGCAGGCGCAUUUUAGACCAGUAUUUUUCAUCAAUAAGUGUAUAAUUUUUAUUUAUAAGAAACAUGUAUUACGAAAUACACUCACAUCAUAAUAUAAUUAAUUUUUAUUAAUAAAAAGGAA
Messenger RNA from Magallana angulata, 4213 nucleotides. RefSeq names its product proton channel OtopLc-like. Lineage: Eukaryota; Metazoa; Mollusca; Bivalvia; Ostreida; Ostreidae. Gene Ontology annotation, cellular component: membrane. The coding region runs from base 88 to 1980 and encodes 630 amino acids. The transcript has 7 exons. The record is from RefSeq and is a predicted model, not a curated record. Gene Ontology annotation, biological process: proton transmembrane transport. Gene Ontology annotation, molecular function: proton channel activity.